Messenger RNA from Aedes aegypti (yellow fever mosquito), 2901 nucleotides. Its product is annotated as solute carrier family 52, riboflavin transporter, member 3-A. Gene Ontology annotation, biological process: riboflavin transport. The record is from RefSeq and is a predicted model, not a curated record. Bases 863 to 2500 code for a protein of 545 amino acids. Gene Ontology annotation, molecular function: riboflavin transmembrane transporter activity. Lineage: Eukaryota; Metazoa; Arthropoda; Insecta; Diptera; Culicidae. The transcript is spliced from 4 exons. Gene Ontology annotation, cellular component: plasma membrane.
CUCCUCAGUUGUUAUAAGAAUACCCUGGAAAUAUAGCUAUUUAGCAGCAAUUUUCGAUUGAACCUGAGUGAUGUAAUAUGUUUCAUUCAGUGCACCGUAACGCUGGCAUGUAACGAAACCGCUGACGGUGAGAAAACUGUUUGCUUUUGCGAUGCGAUGGUUUCGCGCUUCGGUGUAGGAACAACCAAACGCAUCGCAUAGGUAUCCAAAUUCAAUGGUUGGUCUGAGAUUACUUACCUAGUAUUGGUGUACCGGCUUUGUUUAAGUGAGGUGUGAUAUCCAUUCGGAAAAGGGGGCAAAGUCAGUCAGCCGGGAUGUGAUAUGCGGAUUGGGUGGUAGAAGGCUUGCCGAAGAAGAUUGUUAUCUAUAAACGAUUUUUAAGUGAGUGAUAAGGACUCUCCCAAGGAAUUCACCUUGAAGUUGAUGACGAAGGGAUUUUGCAAUCGUCACGUCACGUUGAACAAGAUCAUUCGGUCCAAAUAACGUCAAACAAAUCUCAUCCAACUCCAUCGAUAGGAACCACUAUCGCAACAUUUUAAUGCGCUUAUAAUACCAGAGUGUCAAAGGGCACCCCAAAAGAAUGCCACAUUGUGAGAGCUAGAAUCUGAAUGAAACGUCGGAAAAUUUGGCAUGCCAUACAUAAAGUAGUGAUAAGCGGACUACCUUAAUACAUUAAGACACCGGGUUCCUUAUCUACCCGUUAAUAGGCCUUUAAUUGCCGGCAUCAAACGUUAUACGACUCAGCAACUGUCCGGCGUUUUAUACAAAACAAUACCCUGACCAAGGACGAGGAGGGGUAAAUGUACAUACAAUUCGCGAAGCGAGCGUCAUAAACUAGAGCGAAAGCCCACAGCGAAGAAGCAUGCGAAUCAGCGGUACUGAUAGGACUUCGGCAGCUGGAGGACACGAUCAGCAGCAGCAGCAGUAUCACGAAGGCGACCACCUCCAGUACGAAGAUGAGUUUGAUAGGAUUGCGGUCGUCGAUGAAGAACAGAAUGGCCAUUCAGUCGAUUCGCGACAUUCAAAAGCAGCGAAUAUCGUCGUCAUCUGUCCCGGUGCCAAUCGUGGUCUCAGUCCGUGCAAAAACGCAUCUGUCGCAGUCGAUGGUGAUUGUCUGAUUACAAGUCCUUCCUCGUCCGUGCUGACCGAAAACUGCUGCCUGCUGCGCAAGCCGACCAACGGCACCAUGAAGAGCAAACUGUCCGGCGUGCGAGACAGGCUCCAGGAUCGAAGUCUGCUGGUGGACCUGUUGGCGAUACUGUUCGGCGUAGGAGCGUGGAUCGGAGUGAACUCAAAUUUUGUGCAGUUGCCACUGCUGGUGGUGAACGCACCGGAAGGAUGGAAUCUACCGUCGUACUUGGUGGUCAUUACCCAGCUUGGGAAUCUGGGGCCGUUGAUUUACACGGGACUUCAGAAGGUCCGGGCGUUCAAGGAUUCGUACAUGAUCUACGCGGUGUUGAUCAUCGGUACCGUGGGUGCCAUUUGUAUGGCGUUCUUGUAUGAAGUGACUGCGCACGUGUUCGGCGCCGAACGGUCUGUGGCAAUGUUCGUGUGUGUAUUCGCCCUAGCUCUGGUCGGUUGCACCAGUUCGGUUCUGUUCAUGCCCUACAUGGGACGGUUCCGAGCGAUCUACCUGAUCACCUAUCUAAUCGGAGAGGGACUGAGUGGGUUCCUGCCGAGUAUUGUGGCGCUGAUUCAGGGAGUUGGAGGAAACGCCCAGUGCAUACCGAAUAAUUCCACCAACCCGGAUGCACCGGAAUUUGUUAGCUACACGCCACCGCCCCGUUUCGGAUCAAUGGAAUAUUUCAUCUUUGUGUUUGUUGUCUUGAUUAUCAGCACGGUUGCUUUCACCAUACUGGAUAACCAUAAGCGCUGCCGAAAGGAGUAUGCAGCCGUUGUGAUCAAUCAUGGCAACGAUUACACCUACGAAACCGGUCAUUCGUCAACGACGACCGAGAAAUCCAACGUCAAGCUCGAAAAAAGCAAAAUUCUCUCGAAUCGUAACUAUACCUAUCUCAUGGUUCUGCUCGGCAUUCUGUGCAUGUUCGGGAACGGAAUCUUCCCCAGUAUACAGUCGUACUCGUGCCUUCCGUACGGGAAUGUGGCGUACCAUCUGACGGUGACGCUGAGCACGAUGGCCAAUCCGGUGGCCUGCUUCCUGGCGGUGUUUUUGCCACACACAUCGAUACGGGCCAUCUCGUCGAUUUCGGUGCUGGCGGGGCUGUUCACGGUGUACGCGCUAAUGACGGCCUUCAUGAGCCCGGCACCGCCGCUGAUGGGACGGGCCAUUGGGGAUGCACUGGUGAUCGCCACGUGGACCAUCCUGGUCGGGCUGGUCAGCUACGUGCGCCUCUCGAUCACCACCGUCUUCCGGUACCAGGGCGGCAAAUCGCUGGUGUGGGUCGGUGCCGUCACCCAGAUCGGAUCGCUGCUCGGGUCGGUCCUGUCGUUCUCGCUCGUUAACUUCACCGAUCUGUUUCAGCAGUACUACCCGUGCUGAUGAUGAUGAUGAUGAUGAUGAUGAUGAUGAUGGAAUCAUGCUCGUUAGAGUUUAAGUACUGCAACUGUUCUCUUUAGUUAAGUAUUUGUUUCUGGACAGCGAUAAGUGUUUCUAUAACGUUUGACUGUUUCUAAAUAGGGGAUUUAUUCUGACCAUGUUUUAGGUCUUACUGGGAUAAUUGUGUUUCCUUAAUUUGAAUGCGAGUGCGAUUGGAUGUCUGGAAUAGUGUGUAGGUAUGUGGUCCCAUAUAUUUAAGAUCAAGUACAAACGAUACCCGUACGCGAUGAUUCUGAUGCAGAAUUGAUUUUGUGAAUGGUACUUUUUUCGAUUGUUGAACGGGAUACCUAGUAUUGCAAAUUUUUCAGAUCAAUGAACAAUGUCUUGGAUUUGUUAUCUACUUA